CGAGCCCAGGUCGGAUUUCCUCUCAGGCUGGUGAUCGUCCGGGCUCCCACCUUUCCUUAGAGCUCACCGCUGCCGCCCUGCCCUGCGCCCUCCGGACUCCGGGACCCGACCACGAUGUGGAAACGCUGGCUCGCGCUCGCGCUGGUGGCCGUCGCCUGGGUCCACGCCGAGGAGGAACCGAGGAGCAAAUCCAAAAUCUGUGCCAACGUGUUUUGUGGAGCUGGCCGGGAGUGUGCUGUCACAGAGAAGGGGGAGCCCACCUGUCUGUGCAUUGAGCAAUGCAAACCUCACAAGAGGCCUGUGUGUGGCAGUAACGGCAAGACCUACCACAACCAUUGUGAACUACACCGAGACGCCUGCCUCACUGGGUCCAAAAUCCAGGUGGAUUAUGAUGGACACUGCAAAGAGAAGAAGCCGGUCAGUCCAUCCGCCAGCCCAGUCGUUUGCUAUCAGGCUAACCGUGAUGAGCUCCGGCAUCGCAUCAUCCAGUGGCUGGAAGCCGAGAUCAUUCCUGACGGCUGGUUCUCUAAAGGCAGCAACUACAGUGAAGUUCUUGAUAAGUACUUUAAGAACUUUGAUAAUGGUGACUCACGUCUGGACUCCAGCGAAUUCCUGAAGUUCGUGGAGCAGAAUGAAACUGCUGUCAACAUCACCACCUAUGCAAACCAGGAAAACAACAAGCUGCUAAGAGGGCUCUGUGUCGAUGCGCUCAUCGAACUGUCUGAUGAAAAUGCUGACUGGAAACUCAGCUUCCAGGAGUUCCUCAAGUGCCUCAACCCAUCUUUCAACCCUCCUGAGAAGAAGUGUGCACUGGAGGAUGAGACGUACGCAGAUGGAGCCGAGACCGAGGUGGACUGUAACCGCUGCGUCUGUGCCUGUGGAAACUGGGUCUGCACAGCCAUGACCUGUGAUGGAAAGCAUCAGAAGGGGUCCCAGACCCAAACAGAGGAGGAGAUGACCAGAUACGUCCAAGAUUUCCAAAAGCACCAGGAAACAGCUGAGAAGACCAAGAGGGUGAACACCAAAGAGAUCUGAGGAGGAGGCAUGCAGGAACAGCGUCUGGAGCCCACACCUUCUCCUCCACUUCAGCGCUGAGUCCAGUAAACGCAGAUGUCUGCUACAAUCGCCAAAUCACCAGUAUUUGCUUGUAUAGCAACGACUUUUGUUUUGUUUAUGUGUUUUGCAAUCAAGGAAAUGGGGGCGGUUGGCUAGGAGGGGAAGGCUCAGAGCCUUCCUUUUAGGAGUGCUUUGGGAGAAACUGUAAAUGAUGCUCUAGGGGCUGGAAGCAAGUCAGGAAACUGCAUCAUGGUUGGAAAAGCAGCAGACCCAGAACUGAGGCCUUUCUCAGUCCGUGGCUGCAGGGAUUGUGAGCAAGGCCAGAAAGAACUUAGUAGGCUGUCCCUGGGGGAGGGCUCUAGGAAGGUCAAUGGGGAGGAACACAUUCUGCUUCUGGCUCCUUCCCAUUCAUCAACACCUAUCCUUCUCUUUUUAGUCCCAGCAACUGCCUCUACCUUCAUGGCCAUCCUGCUAAUUACCCCAGCAUCCCUCAGGCUUGGAUGGAGUUUUCAGGAGGGUGUGCUCAAAUGAUGUAGAGACUUGUCUACUUUAAGCCCCUUAGAGACCUAACCAAAUUUUUAAAAUACUUUUUACCAAAGGUGCUAUUUUUCUGUAAAACACAUUUUGUUGGCAAGUUGACUUCUUUCUUCAACUAUUUCCAUUAUAUUUCUGUUGUUAAUAUUUUGUUAUUGCAAUAGUAAGCUUUUUGUAAUAUUUUUUGAGUAGUCCUACCAUUUCACAGGUGAAAGGAAUUUGGGGUUCUUCCUGGUGCUGGGAGCUCCUUAAUCCAGACAUUGCCCACUCUACAGACUAGAGACAACACACUGUGGGCCUUCUGCCUUGCCAGCAGAUCAGCCAUCUACCAGAGUAGCAGGGAGUGCCCCAGACAAGCCAGGGCAAGAUGACACACUUUAACAGAAAGCUUUCAAGAUCCAAAACAUUAAAUGUUUUUCAUUGAUUCUGAGAGGUUCAGGCAAAUCAUAUUCCAAGGUGUGGUGAAAAAUGUGCUCACUUGUCUGUGCUCACUUGCUAGCAGUGGGUGACUUUGACUUUUGAUUUAAUGGAUUAGUGGUUCUGGGGUUCUGGCCACUGGUGCAGAGAGUCGCCAUAAUUUGUCUUCUUUUUCAUUAAGAUAAACCUUGUUGUUAGAACAUGAAAAGUCAGACAACCAGAAUCCAAGAUGACCCAACGUGAUCUCAUUGUGAAUGGUCAUGCAGCAGACAUGGGCUCUGAUGUAGAGCCUUUGCCUGCCCAGGGAGAGAGUGGGAAAGAGAACCACCCUACUUCAGCUCUGCAUUUCGUGGGUCAUCUUGAAGUGAUCGCUAAAAGAUGAGAACCAAAGAAGGUUUCAGCUCCAAGAGAGACAAAGAGACCGAGUCUGAAAACAGUGACUUAGGAAAAGUCAACCAUUCACAGUCAGUCCUGAGUCUUUUAGCUUCUGUGAAUAUUAACUUGCUAUUGUGCUUCAGGAUCAUUGGGAAUCACAAAGACUAAAAGUUUGACAUAAGCUGUCAGUGGCAGAAAGCAGAUCACAGACCAUCAGAUGGGCAUUGGGGUGGUGCUAUCAAGGUAACUGUGAAAAACUAUUGGGCCCAGAAAUGGAAUUCUUUUAAAAUCGUUGUCCUUGUUCUCCAAAUGAGAACAUUCCACCACAUUUAGAAUAUCAUCCUAUUUAAAAUUUCUCCCUGCACCCUACUUUGCAACUCCUGCCCAAGUGCCUUGGAAAACUCCCAGCAGCAUGCCUUAAUCAAAAGUUUUGCCAGUGCUUGGACAAUGAGAGAGAGGGCAAGGUUUCCAUUUUGUUUAAAGCAAGAAACUGCAGGCUCCCUUCACCAUUUAUAUAUCAUUCAGUGUCUGUUCACAGUUAGAACAAUGGUUGCCAUCCAAGGCUGUGUCUCAUGCUGCAACAUGGAAUUCCCAAGAGCAAAUCCGCAUUUCUCUUGAGUUGUGCUGCCUCUGUGUCACGAGGGCAGCUGUUGUCACCACCGUAGAAUCACAUGAUCUGAGAACCAUUCGUGCAAAGAUGCUAACCAGCCUAGUUUGAGAAGUCCUGCACAGAGCUCUGCCUGGAGCACACAGACAUGAUUAAAUCAAGUCCAGUUCCCGCAGCCCUGUAAAAGCUGGGGCCUCAACCGCAAGCCUCCUUGGGUUUUUUCUGUGUGUGUGGUUUUAUAAACAAUGCAGCACGGAGAUCCAGUGUCCAUGGAAACCUAUCCCCAUGCCGUGACCCUGGACUCUUACAUCAUUGUUUUUGCCAAGCCAGGCUCCUUCACCUGCUACUAAGCCCAUGUGAAUGUCUUUUUUUUACACCCAUUUUCUUUAAAAAUUCAACUUCAGGAAACAGUUUGAACAGGUUUCUGUUCCUGUGUGUUUGUGAAAAUGUAUUUAGUAUGCUUCCCAUAUUGCAUUUAACUUGUUUUUAUAACUCCUGGCUUUUUUGUUGUUGUUGUUGUUACUAUUGAUAAAUAAAAACAUUGAAAUAAUA
Molecule: messenger RNA, 3541 nt
Organism: Ochotona curzoniae (black-lipped pika)
Lineage: Eukaryota; Metazoa; Chordata; Mammalia; Lagomorpha; Ochotonidae
Gene: FSTL1
Product: follistatin like 1
Exons: 11
Coding region: 115-1035 (306 amino acids)
Biological process (GO): multicellular organism development; cell differentiation; regulation of BMP signaling pathway
Molecular function (GO): calcium ion binding; protein binding
Source: RefSeq, a predicted model, not a curated record